AUGAAAUCUCUUAAUGAUUGUGUUCAAGAAUUUAUCGAUCAACAUUCAUCAACACUUUUUCCUACAGAUUCUACAAUAGAUAUACAUCGUCCUCGAUUAAAUAGAUUUUCUUCAUCGCACAUUGAUAUUGAAGAUGAAGAUCCAAAUCUUUUUGUUAUAACUCCUCCAAUUGAAUAUUUUCUUCAUGUUUCAUCUCGACUUUGUCGUGAACAAUUUUUCAAAUUAAUACGUCCUGGUCAUCUUCUUAUUUGUAAUGUUCUAACGGCUAGUUCACGUGAUAUGCUUGUACGUAUUUUAUGUUUCGAUGAUGGACAUCGACGAGCAUUACAUGAUCUUAAACUUACUGCAACUUGUUUAUUGAACACAUCAAGUAAUAAAAAUUAUAAUCAUCAUAAAAAAAAUCGAUAUGAUCGAGGUAAAGAAGAAGUAAGUGAUGAAGAUAAUGAUGAUGGAGAAUAUCAAAGUGGUGAUUUUAUACGAGCAUGUGUAAAUCAUAUUGAUUUAACUAAAGAAGAACUUCAAUUAACAAUUGAUCCAUCUACAAAUCAAUGGUCUCAAUCUACAAAAAAACUAGGUCUUAUCAAUGAAGAUGAUUUACCAACACAUUAUAUUUUAUUACGUCGACAAGAAGAACAAAGUCAAUCUUAUGAAGAUAUACUUCAAACAUCAAAAGCAUUGAAUAAUCGUGCUUGUGUUCAAACACUUUAUCAACAAUUGAAAAAACGAUUUGAACAUUUUCCUUCAGAAAAUAAUAAUAAUACUGGUACUCGAUCAUCUAAUGAUAUAUUACAUAUGUCAUUAAUUAAUUCAUUUAAACGAAAACAAAUUUCAUCAGAUGAAUAUUUUGAUAAACUACGUCAUAAACAAGAUCAUGAAUGGGCAAUUGAAAGUGUUGCUGCCGGAGUACGAUUAAUGAAAGAGAAUGAUUCAAGUUCAGCUGUACUUCAUUUUAAUAAAGCUUUAGCAACAGAUCCAAAAUGUGUUGAUGCAUUUGUAGCACGCGGUGCAUUAUCAGCAAAUCAAGGACAUUAUAAACGAGCUAUGCAAGACUUUGAAGAAGCUUUAAAAAUUGAUCAUAAACAUUCAAAUGCAUCAAAAUAUUUACACGAUGUAUUGAAUAAUAUAGCUAAUGAUACGGAUGAUUAUGAUGAUGCAAUUCAUUAUCUUGAAAAAGCAUUGAAAUAUAAACCAGAUGAUAAUGAAACAAAACGAAAAUUAGAUAUGUUACGAACAAAAAAAAAAGAAGCAACACGAAAAUUGGAAUAUGGACCAAGUAUACCAUCGAAUCUACAGUCGAAUUUCAAAGAAAGACGAUCGGCAAGAUCUCCAAAAAGACGAAGAUCAUCAUUAAAAGGUAUCAGCAGCAGCAGUAGUAGUAGUAGUAGUCGAACAAGUUCUUCAUCAUCAUCAUCAAGUACUUCUUCUACAAGUAAUUCUUUAACAACAAUUUCAUCAUCAUCAUCAACAUCGCAUACAAAUGAAAAGAAAAAAUCGAAGUCAAUACCUGUGAUUGAUAUUACUGAAAAUGAUGUAUCGACUACUACUCAAAAAAAUUCUAUGCCUGUAUCAUCUCAAGAGAAUAGUUCAAAAGGAAAACAAUCAAUUAUCAAUGAAAAUAAUAAGAAUGGAAAUAGUCUUGUACGUGAAAGUAUUGUUUCAACACUGGAUCGAUCUCAUUCCAAUGAUCAUUCAUCAAAAGCAAAUCAAUCGUUCUUACAACGAAAAACAUUACCAUCAACUGUUGCAUCUUCCUCAAUAAGUCAAGAACAACAACAACAUAGAGUUUCAUCAUCAGCAAAGAAAAAUACAUCUCUUGUUAUUGAUCGAGAAGCUGAAGAUAUUGAAAAACUUUAUAUGCAACUUAAAGCUAAACAGUCAAUGGAAAAACGAAGAAAAUAA
Molecule: messenger RNA, 1899 nt
Organism: Adineta steineri
Lineage: Eukaryota; Metazoa; Rotifera; Eurotatoria; Adinetida; Adinetidae
Source: the annotation of a GenBank genome assembly